Molecule: messenger RNA, 294 nt
Organism: Caenorhabditis bovis
Lineage: Eukaryota; Metazoa; Nematoda; Chromadorea; Rhabditida; Rhabditidae
Source: the annotation of a GenBank genome assembly
AUGUGUUUCAGAGUGAUCCACAUUUUUGAAUGUUCGACGGUUUUCAAUCAAGUCAAUGAUCAUCUCGAUACCGUUUUGGGCUUCACGGAUAUUCUGCGAGAGGUCUAUUCCUAUGAAGAGCUUCGCAUUCCAAUCGAGAUGCUCGAAACUGCUGAGGAAUUUUUGGAUUCAUGCCUUGAUGAGACCAAUCGCUAUAUUUUCUUUAUGAAGCUUCUCAAUGCUGAACGUCUUGUGUAUGGUGUUGAGAAGAUUUACCACGACACAUACGAGAUCGAGGAGCCCGUUUUUAUUUGA